This is a messenger RNA of Phyllopteryx taeniolatus (common seadragon), 1969 nucleotides long. RefSeq names its product CD4-1 molecule (gene cd4-1). The transcript has 9 exons. Lineage: Eukaryota; Metazoa; Chordata; Actinopteri; Syngnathiformes; Syngnathidae. The record is from RefSeq and is a predicted model, not a curated record. Bases 304 to 1767 code for a protein of 487 amino acids. Gene Ontology annotation, biological process: T cell activation; positive regulation of ERK1 and ERK2 cascade; interleukin-15-mediated signaling pathway. Gene Ontology annotation, molecular function: MHC class II protein binding; protein tyrosine kinase binding. Gene Ontology annotation, cellular component: membrane raft; external side of plasma membrane.
CACACAUUCAAGGUGCCUUCCAUCUCUCCAUCCAUUUUUGUUCUUUCUCUCCUGUAUUCAAGUAUAUUGCAGCUGAGUUGGGGCAGGAGGUGGGCUGCACCCUGGACACAUCACCUGUCAAUCACAGCACUGAUGUACAACCAAUCAAUGCGUGUUGAGGGAGGUGCAACAAACUGCCAGUCAAAAGACCAUCUGUUAUAAAUAUUCAGUACUGUCAUCGACAACUGCCGGCAUGAAGAUGAUGAUGCAGGUGCUCAUCGCGACUGCUCUCAUGUGGACUACUAGUAGGUUAUACUGUAUGUUAUGACGAACAUCUUUCAUGUCCAGCUGAGCGGGACGCUUCCUGUAUUUGCUUGCUUUGAGUGCACGUGUCACGCAGGCUGUGAGGAGGUGUUCUACGUCAAGGAAGGAGACACAGUCACCCUGAGGCUGGAAGAGCUCGAGGCCAACGCCGACUACUUGUACUGGUCCCACAGUAAUCUCCGCAAAGGCCGGCUGGCCUGGCGGAACCCCUUGGCUGGCUGGUCAUUAACGAAAGAUAAGCGUUGGAUCAGCAGGUUGUCCAUAUCCAGAAACGCACUGAGCAUCACAGGAGUCCAAGAGCAUGACUUUGGCACUGUGGUCUUUUCAAGAUACCUUAAUCAAGAUGGUGGUGCCACUCCAAUGAAAAUCUUUAGAAUCUCCAAAAUCACAGUAUCUGUCAACUCAGCAUAUUCUCCUGCGCUGCCCGAAGAAGACGUGACACUCUCCUGCCAUGUGGAGACACCUCAAAGUCACCCGAGGCCUGACAUAUACUGGUUGAGUCCGGCGGGAAAGAGGAGUCGUCAGACCGGAGGAGAGCUCAUCAUUUAUGUCUCGGGCCGAGACAAUGGCUGGUGGAGCUGUGUUGUUGUGAAGGAUGGCGGGGAGGACACGGCUUCAGUUUUCGUUUCGGUUCUUUACCUCUCUCCAGCUCCCGAGUAUCCUCUGUACACCUCAGAACAUUCGUCUCUCAGCAUCCCCUGUCCCUUUGCCCAUAAUGUCUCCUGGGAACAAUUCAAAUUCAGGGGCGUCAAGAAAGCCCGCUGGCGCUACUCUCCAAAGACUUUAUCCCCUCGUAUCCUCAUAAAUCCACAGAACAUCUUGUUAUUCUCCCCGAUGGAUAAUAAAUGGUGCUGGAGUGCUAACACAAGCAGGGGAAUGAGUUUUGUUGCAGACCUCCAAAAUGACCACAUGAUUUUGAGCAAAAAACAAUGGAGAGCAGAAGACAGAGGAUUCUACAUGUGCGACUUCAAAUUUAGCAACCACAUCUAUCUGCGCAGGGUUGAGAGAGUUGAGGUGCUACAGGUUGUGUCGUCUGCGGGAUCGGAGCUUAGCAGAGGCCAGAGCGUCGAUCUGACCUGUAGCCUGGGCCGCCCGUUGCCCAAAGACCAUUGGGUGAAGUGGUUUACACCCGAGCGCGCCGCUGUGCGGUCUCUGCUCGGCUCCGGGCGUUUGGACCCCGCCCAAAUCAACAUUCCAGACGUGGGCAUGGAUGACGGCGGCAGGUGGAGGUGCGAGCUGUGGCGGAAUGACACGAGGCUGACGUCCGCUGACAUCACGUUGACCGUCAGCCAACAGUUGAGUGCGUGGAUGCUUGGGAGCCUCUGCGGCAGUGCGGGCACCAUCGCCGUCCUCCUCUUCCUUAUUUACAUCAUCUGGAGACACCGACAGCGGAACACGAGACGCCACCGACGUCACGUCUGCCGCUGCAAACACCCCAAGCCCAAAGGAUUCUACACAAGAUAAUGCAUCCUGCAGCGUUUCAAAAUAAGGAUUGCGCUUUAAAAGGAGAAAGUGCAAGUCAUGUAGUGUGCCGACGCUAACAGAUGAUGUCGCCGAGCCCUCGGAACUGCAAUGUUGCUUAAUGCAUCACAGCAUAUUUUCCUUUUUAACAUUUUUUUAAGAUAAAAAUAAAAUGCGCACAUGCUUUUGCAUUGGACAGUGAAAA